This is a messenger RNA of Aplysia californica (California sea hare), 3694 nucleotides long. Its product is annotated as toll-like receptor 4. Gene Ontology annotation, molecular function: protein binding. The record is from RefSeq and is a predicted model, not a curated record. NCBI's taxonomy places the organism in Eukaryota, Metazoa, Mollusca, Gastropoda, Aplysiida, Aplysiidae. Gene Ontology annotation, biological process: signal transduction.
AAAAUGAUGGCAGGACCAAAGGCUAUUAUUCUGCUGGGCCUUGUCGUCUUAUUGAAAGAUUUUGUCCAAACUGCAAUUCCACCGACUUCCCCAGAGGCUGAAAGCGACGCAUUGAUCGACAAGGUUGUAGAAAAAAACCUGUCUGCUUGGGAAAAGGAACGGCCGCUUACCCCAAGAGCCAAGUCCGGAGAUGAAUAUAGACGCGACCUCAGUGACCCGGAAAAAUUGUCGAAGCAAACGUCCCGAAAAUCCCAGAGAAUCAGAAGGAAGGAUCUCUUGGACGUGUCCCAAGGAUUGACGAGUGAUCCGAACAGCAAGGAAGAAACAGAUGACCGAACUCUGACCUGUGAGGACGAGUCACUGCCAGAUUGGAAGACGUCUGCUGGCCAUGACGUGUACAACUGUAGCGCUUCAACGGAUUGUAUCUGCCACCAAGAGGAACAUAAUCAGCGCAUUCAAGCCAACUGUUCUUCCCUUCGUCUGUACCGCAUUCCACAAGACCUUCCCCCAAAAAUUUACAAGUUGACACUUAGUGAAAAUAGGCUACGUUCUUUUAAUCUGUCAAUUUUGCUUGACUACCCUGGGCUUGCCUUUGUCGACGCUCAACAAAAUAAGAUGACCUCACUUGUUCAGUCUACUGCAGUAACUGCCUCUUCCUCUUUGUUGAUUUUGUUAUUGGGCAAGAACAAUUUUACUUCAAUUGGAGAGGAUGCUUUCAAAAUGCUGCCUUCUUUGAGACAAUUAUCCUUGAAUGAUAAUAGGAUUCAGUCUCUUACAAACUUGUCAUUCUCUGGGCUAGACCAGUUGGCAAUAUUAGACUUAUCUUUGAAUGACAUCAAGCAUAUAGAGCAAGGAACAUUUGACAGCUUACCGAAAUUACAUACAUUGCUUCUUAACAACAACCCUCACUUGAGUUAUUACCCUGCACGUAUGGCCCCUCGGCUUUUCAAGAAUUUACGAUCUCUCAUUGUAUUAAACCUAGCCGGUAGCAGUGGUGGAGCUAUUAGGUACCCGGAUGAGGCUCUAGGCUAUUUGACAAAUCUAAGGGAGUUAAAUAUGGACGGUUUGGCCAACGGUGCUGUUUUGGGUCCCCAAGUAAAACAUCUUAAAAAGCUCAAAUCUCUUAAAGUUGGCGUUGGAGAGAAAAACCAUUGUAAUAUUGGGAAUUUGACCUCAUCAUUUUUCAAGAAUACGCCACACUUGACAUCACUAGAGAUACAAUUCUGCUUGAUGGCAUCGAUCAGCAGUGACGCUUUUGUCAACACGACCAAGUUACAACGUUUAAAGAUUUCUUAUUCCAAGGACCUUGGCGUCAGUAAAGCUUUGCGCUCGUUGGCUAGUUUACAAAAUUCUUCAUUGAAAUCUCUAGAACUUGUCCAUCUAGUUCACCACAACGGUCUCCCUUGUAGGUACUUGACUGAGGAGGAUUCGAAAUUCAUCAAAAACACUAUGCUUGAACUGCUGGAUUUGUCGGAUAAUUUACUCGCUAUGGUCGAGAUGAAUUUCUACAAGGCUCUCCCACAAACAUUAAAGACACUAGUACUGAGAAAUAACAGAUUUUCCGUAAAUACUUUUCAACUCUCCUCUUUGGCCAGCAUGAACAAUCUUACGAAAUUAGAUUUAACUUCUCAAGACAUUGGGAAAGUAAAAGCAUUACAACCGAAGCCACAUGAAAACAAAGAUAGCGAGGCAUGCGAGGUUAUGCUUCCAGACAUGAUAGACCCAGAGGCGUAUUCGGGUGGAUUUCUAAGCAAAUAUGAAUUUCCAGCAAUGUCGAAGCCGUUUCUUCAUACAGAACUGCCAAAUUCAGAAGACAGGACUGAUACCGGAGAUAAAACUCGAGAGAAGAUGAAUACAGACGGCUUAACAAUUCUGCCCAUAAAUACAGUUCAGAAGUUUUCGAUGCCUCCAAAUUUGCAAACGCUUUGGGCACCACAGUUUUUACUAUAUGGCGAAUUAGUCUUGUUUCACAGGGAGAAUAAAAAGUUAGAAGAGAUAGAUUUUUCUUUCAGUGUUUUGCCCAGCUGGGGUAACGGCAAGCUGUAUGGGAAUGUAAGAAAUAUUUCUCUAGAGGGGAACUAUUGUCAAUACAUCCGUCCAGGCUUUUUUCCUGGAAACAAUUCCCUUGAACUGCUGAACAUUCGUAACAAUAUACUGGGCCCACAGUUUGCUAACGACGAACAGGGAAUAAUCUUCAAACGACUUGCUCGUUUACUUUGGCUAGAUUUGUCCAUGAAUUUAAUUUAUAAGUUGCCUCCCGACUUUUUCAAGGGUUUAAGUAGACUUCGUGAGUUGAUAUUAUCAGAUAACAAACUUCAGAGUUUGAAUUUUAGCGUAUCCAGUAUGCCACACUUGACAACAAUUGACGCCAGCAAAAACUCUAUCGCGUGGAUUGGUAGAAGAACACGAGAUGGUCUGGACACAUUAGCUCUCCACCAUCCCGUGAGUUUAGAUUUGCGGAAAAACCCACUCCCUUGCACUUGUAAAGGUAUCGAAAUAUUAUCAUGGUUAGCAACGACCAACGUCCAUUUAACGGGUGAAGACUUCCUGGUUUGUCGCUUUGAAAGCAAUGAUUACGACACUAUAGGAAACCUAAGCCAGCGUGUGAUGUCUAUGAAGAGACGCUGCACACCGUGGUUCAAUGUGGUCUUUAUUUCUGUUGCAUGCCCCUCGUUAUUCCUUGUUCUCUCGAGCGUAUUCUUGGUGUAUCGGUACCGCUGGAAGUUACGAUACCUGCACAAAGUGAAGUUUUCCAAGUGGUUUGGGUUUCAUCCAAGUACGCAAACGUCACGCCACAAGUUCGAUGCUUUCGUAAUAUACGCUGAAGAAGAUAGAGAUUUUGUCUUACACACAAUGCUGACAGAGCUGGAGACAAACCGAGGUCACAAACUUUGUGUUGCAGAACGAGACUUCAUGCCAGGCACCUACAUCACCACAAACAUAACGUGUGCUGUGCAAAGUAGCACAUUCACCCUCCCUGUGAUCUCCCCUGACUUCCUCGAUGACGAGUAUUCAGAAUAUGGCGUCCAGAUGGCGCUUUGUGAGAUGGUCUUCGAGAAGCGUCCGGUGCUGCACUUGUUCCUGCGUACGCCCAUGGACUACCGGCUGCUAUUCAGGGACCUCCUGGUGGUGCUGAGGGAUGACAAGUACACAGAGUACCCACCCCAGGCAGAGCUCGAGGACGACAACAUCAACAAGAACUUCUGGGAUGCGCUGUCACAGAUGAUUGGUCACUCAGAUAGCCAGUUGGAGCCCAGGUUAGAUUUAAGUGGAGAAUUAUAACAGCUUUGUUCUUGGCAGGCUCGGACGGGAAGCAAUCAUGGCCCGACUGGAGCCAGUCACAACCCGGGUUUCAACCAAUCACUAGCCUGGACAAGAACCAGUCACAGCCCACUUUGGUUCCAAUGGAAAUAUUUUGGGUAGUGUUUUUCUUCUGGCCCGAACCUUUACAAAUCACACAAGGCUGUUCUGAUGUCGAUACGAAAACGGCUCAAAUUUGUUCUUCGUCACGAAGACACCUUAAUCGGCGAUUUACCUAUCACCCAGAAGAUUAUUAGAGCCAACAUCGGGUUAGACUUUUAGUUUCAGACUUGAUAUAUUUUUCUCUAUACCGAACGCCAGACAGUUGAAAAUUCGCUUCACGAUGUUUCUGACUUGUUCGCAUUGUGGGAUAAACUCUGACCUCCUUCACAAA